AUGGUAUCCUUUGAUGUCGCUUCCUUCUUCACCUCCAUUCCACAGCAACUAGCGAUAGACGUUGUGGACCAACUACUGGCAGAGCGUUAUGAGGAUAGAGACAAACUCCUGAAGUCUGAACACCUGCUCGAUCUUCUGCGAUACUGCCUCAAGACCUAUUCCACCUUUGGUGGGCAGAUGUACGAACAAAUAAAGGGCACUCCUAUGGGCUCCUCAUAUCAGGCCUAA
Molecule: messenger RNA, 228 nt
Organism: Spirometra erinaceieuropaei
Lineage: Eukaryota; Metazoa; Platyhelminthes; Cestoda; Diphyllobothriidea; Diphyllobothriidae
Source: the annotation of a GenBank genome assembly